Molecule: messenger RNA, 342 nt
Organism: Mesocestoides corti
Lineage: Eukaryota; Metazoa; Platyhelminthes; Cestoda; Cyclophyllidea; Mesocestoididae
Source: the annotation of a GenBank genome assembly
UUUGUUAGCAUCGUCGGUACAGCUAUUCAGGAGGAAAUCAGGAGCCUGGAAGCGUCAGGACCUGAUGGAUUUGAAAACGUCAUGGACAAGAUGCAGCAAGAGAUGAAAUGUUGCGGUGGAGUCGGACCAAGUGAUUGGCGAAAACCUCCGGCCAGUUGUUGUCCAGAUGGCAAAGCAUCAUGCAGCGACCCACAUCCAGUGGGCUGUGCUCAGGCUCUCCACGAUGUCCUCGAAAGCUACACCUGGGCUGUUGCCAUCUUUGUGAUCUUACUCUGCCUCAUCGAACUGGGAGCUAUCGUCAGCGCCUUUGGUCUUGCCCGAAAGCAGACCGAAGCUGUUUAA